GAAAACUGGGGUCUAGUCGUAGAAACAAAGGAAGACAGCACUUCAAAGACUCUGACUCCACAUCCGCUGGGGGAAUGAGAAAAAAUAGAUCAACUGUAAAUGACAACGAAAACACAGAAAAUAUGUCAGAGGAUGACACAAUUUUAUCACAGAAUGUGGUGGGCAACAACACAAUUGUGACAACAGAUAUUACUUCAAGGUCAGGCAAAGAUGACUCUGUCAAAUCAAAUAAGAAUGUGACUGAGGAGGAAAAUCACCCCAUAAAAGAGACUGAGGAUGUUGACAAAGAAAGUACUAUGCAACAGACAAAUGAUACAUCAGAAACUGUUGGAAAUGUCACAAUUAAAGACUGUAAAACAGGACCAGAGAGUUCAAUGUAUGUACACGUUUAUGGACAGGAUGAAGAUGGAGAACAAUUUGAAGAACAUACGAAGAAAGAACACGAAGCCCAAGAAAUUAAUGUUUCAAAGGAGAUCACGCAUGUUGAACUGUUUUCUGAUCCACACAACAGAACUGAUACUUUGGCUACAUUUGACAUUGGCCUUAAGGAUGAAAACCUGCGAGCAGAGCCAGCUGUAGACGUGUCUGAGGAAAGUGGAAUUUCCAGCCAGCCAGGGAUGCAAGAAAAAACUAAUUUAGAUGACACUGAUAAUUUGCAAGGAAGGUCCAACCAGAAGAGGAGAAAGAUGGGCUCUACUCGCCGGAAUCAACUCCAUAAAGAACCAGAGGAAACAAGAGUAGAAACAAAAGAAAGUGACAAAGAAGCUGACAUGAGAAUUUUUGACAAGAUGGAAGUAGUGGAGGAGUUAACAAUGAUUGCAACUGCGGACGCAUCACAGAAUGAAAAUGCAAAACCGUCACUAAGUCUUGUGCAACAGGAAACCAAUGAAACCAGCACUGUGGACGGCAAGGGGCAAAAGCUACAAAGCUCUGACCUGCAGAGCAACAUGAUUUCAAACAUAGAUUAUUCAAAGGCUCUCCCUCCUGAGCAAUCUGCGAGUAAACAAGAGCUGGACAAUGCAAAUGAAGGAGCUCACAAUAAAAAUCUUGAGAUGAAGAAUGCAAGUUCACAUUUAGAUUCAACCAGCAGGAGAAGAAAGAUGGGCUCCACCCGCAGGAAUCUUGGAACAGGAACCAAACAAGAAGACUUGCAUCAAAAGCAGGACAUGAAUGAUGAAGCAACAGAGACUGCAACUAAUGUUAGAGAUGUAAAGACUGAAAGUUCCUCAAGCAUCAUAAGAGAUGAGCUACAACUUCACGUGAAACCCAAAGAGAGUGGCACUGAAACAAUGGAGUACAGCGACACUGGUGAGUCUCACAAACCUCUGGCCCACCAGACAUUUGAAGAAAAUCCUGUUUCUCAAGGCCAACUAUUAGAAACAGAGCCUCAACUGACUCCCAGUUAUCUCCCAGCAAUACCAUCCACUUCUCCCAAACAUGAUUUAAUAUCAGAAUCAGCAUCUGGUGGAAGAAGAAGAAAAAUGGGAUCUCACCGGAAGUCACAUGGACACCAAAACUAUGAAAACCAAACUGCCAGAGGGGACAGAAUAACAGAUGCACGAAAUGAGAGAGAUGUCAGAAGUAUCAGAGAAGAAAGUGGCAUCAAGACUGAAGAGCUGAGAGAAGAAUGUUUGGGCCCGGACCAAAUACCAAAGGUUGAUGAAAGUCACAAGAAUCCAUCAUCCAACCUCAGCGCCUCAAAGGAAGGAGAGCACUCGAGGCCUGUGAGUGAGAAGACACCUGAACCAGUGUCUCCAGUUCAACACCAUUAUGCUGAAAUCCAAAGCCAAGAGAGUCAACAGACGUUUUCUCUGGGACGUCGAGCAGAUUUGAGAUCAAACGCUUAUAAUGUGAUGAUGGUUGGAGACAGCAGUGUCGGCAAAACCUCCUUCAUGAAAAGAGCUCAAAGUGGGAAGUUUUCUUUAGAUUUACCCGCCUCUGUUGGACUUGAUUCCUGCAUGUGGACCAUGGUAGUGGAAGGAAAGCCUGUGGUGCUGGAGUUGUGGGAUACAGCGGGUCAAGAAAGGUUUCACAGCAUCACAAGACAGAUUUUCCACAAAGCCCACGCAUUUCUCUUGAUGUAUGACAUCACUUCCUCCCAGAGCUUUUCUGCAGUCAGCUACUGGGCAAAGUGUAUUCAGGAAGGGGCUGCAGAAAGUGUGACCAUUUUACUUGUUGGCAAUAAGAGUGAUCGUGCAGAGCGGCAGGUUAAAACUCAGGAGGCGGAAAUCCUUGCAAAGGAAUACAACUUUGAAUUCAUGGAGUGCAGCGCUGCCACAGGUGAAAAUGUGGUUCAGUCUUUGGAAACUGUGGCCAGGAUGUUGAGUCAAAAUGUUGACACAAGAGAUGAUGCCAUGGUGUUACACAAAGAGCCCCAACGAAAAACAUCAAGAUGUUGCUGAACAGGAUGAAAACUCUCUGAAGUGGAAAUACAACCAUCUUUUAAUCAACACAUGCUGUUUUGUUAUUUCUACCAAGCCUUACAAGUACAUUAUUGAUUUAGAGCUGUGUUUUCAAAUGGUGCACUAUGGGUGCUUUGGAGUACUGGAGGGCUAAGUAGGAUGUAUAUUUUGUAUUGUUAGUUACUAAUGUUGAUAUAUAUAUAUAUUCCUCAAAUAAUUAUACUACAAUAAAUUCAAUAACAAUGUAAAUGUAAAUGUAAACCGCUUUUGCCCCCUUGUUUUUCACCCAAAAUGUUUUGCACUGGUCAGGGGGUAAAACAUAUUUCAAAGAGGGUACAUUAUUGAAGUUUGAGAACCACUGAUUUAUAGUAAAAUGUAAGAGUAAGCUAUUACUCUCACAUUUUCCCAGUAAGACAUAAAAUAUACUCAAAAUGGAGCAUUUACAGAUGAGCUUGAUAUGCUUUGAUGUGUACUUACUGUAUACCUCCAUGUAUAUACUAUACUGUAUAGCUGGUGCAGGCUCACUUUAGAGGCAGGUCAGUGAACAGGUGUAAGUGAUCAAGCAAGUAGUUAUUACAUAAUGAAUAAUGGUAUUCUUUUUAUCAUUUUGCACUGUUUUAUCUUGUUAGACUGAUUUCUCUGCAAUUUGAAAUGAAUGCUUUAAGUCAGUAUUUGCAGUCGUGUUCAGACUGAGGUAGUUGCAUUUAAAGAUAAAUUAACUAAUCUCAAUGAGAAACUUAACUUUUAAUACUUAAACAUGUUCUGUUCAGAAGUCUCUCAGGUCCUUUAUAUUUAAAAAAAAACAACUAAAUUUCAACAAAGAGAAUCCAGCUAUUGAGUAUAUCUUCUAUCAUGUCUAUAUAGUUUUACUUAAAAUUGUAUAUUAUAAAUGUGUAUGUAGCAUGCAACAUUUAGCUGUUGCUGAAUCUUAACUGGCAAAUUACAAAUUUGAAGUUACAAAACGUGGUACUACAUUGACUUUAUCAAGGAUCUACCAAAAUGAAUACUUUUUAUAAUAAAUAUGACUUUUUGUAGAAUAUUUCCGUGAUUCGAAGUAUCUUGUGCAAUAACCUUGCGAACAAAAGCAUCUUUUCAUUGUUGAAGCUGUUUCGUGCAGUGUUAUUCAAUAAUUACAUUAAGUUUCUUUUGAUUUUGUAUGUUCGGCAUCUGUUCUUAAUGAAUGGCAUCAUUGCAGUUGUCACACAGUUGUCAGAUAAUCAUAAAUACGUUUCAUGCAUCUACAAUUGAAGAGAGAGGUAGUAAAAUAACUAUCAGUUAACAUAUCGUGUUUGUGUAUUUGCCUGCAACUUGUGUGACUUAAUGCCUUAUAUCAAAUUGUUCUAAUGUCUUGCCUCAUGCUUAAUAAACCUCCAGAAUGACGACUGCAUGCUCACAUAGUUCAUUUGUGUCCUUGUGAAAGUUGAGUGUUUCCAGACAAAGACAACAUUGUUCCUGUGGGAACAAGUCAUUCAAUGGUAUGAAGAGCAUGACAACAAUGACGCCACUGCAAUAACCUCAUAACAUCCCAGAGGAGCUUUUGUGGGAAACAGAAUUGUUGAGAGCAUCUUCCAACAUCAUCAGAGGACACAAGACGUUUACACCGAAUCCAAUAUGAGUGGUUUACCCAGCAGGAGAAUUUAUCUUGUUGCUGUUAAUUUAUUCAGAUAAUUCAGUUUUAGUCUGGAACAUGUAAACAUUGUCACUUUGUUCAACAUGAAGUUGCUUUAUGUACGAUGUAGGAACACGUAUUUAGAAAAGCGUUUUCAAUAACUAUGAAUAUUUAAUUCAUCUUUACCGUUUUCAAGGAAUGUCUCAUUUUCCCCGUAAUUAGUGUCACAUUUCAAGUUCUUUCCAGGAAACCCCCUAAAAAUGAUGGGGAACUACAGACAUGUGAAAUGAGUUGUUUCAAAGACGCAAUGCAUGGUGGAUGUUAACAGUGGUAAAGCUGGCUGGCUGGUUAUCUAUUGAUUUGACUUUGUUUGAAAGAGAAACAACCACAGCAGAGAUGAGGUUGUUAAACAGGAUAUGGCAAGUUGUAAAUGACUUGUGGUUGUUUUCUGCUGAUAAAAUAUGUGCAUCCUGUCAUCUACAGACCUUCAAGAGUGUUGAUUUAACUUUACUUGUCAUACAAAAAGCCACUUCGUACUAAUUCACAGUUUAAUAUCUUGUCUAUAGACACUGACAAAUUAAAAUUAUCAAAUUGCAGCAAAAACAAACAGAUUUCUUAAGAAUGUUGGUCAAAUUCUUUUUUAAUUUCAUCAAAAACAAACAAUGUCAUAAUAUGAUUUUGGGAUUAAGUUAAUAUUACAUGCACAACCGUAUAACAUUUUACCUGCAUAACAAAGGUGAAC
Anarrhichthys ocellatus (wolf-eel) is the source of this 4753-nucleotide messenger RNA. RefSeq names its product RAB44, member RAS oncogene family (gene rab44). The transcript is spliced from 9 exons. NCBI's taxonomy places the organism in Eukaryota, Metazoa, Chordata, Actinopteri, Perciformes, Anarhichadidae. The record is from RefSeq and is a predicted model, not a curated record. Gene Ontology annotation, molecular function: GTPase activity; GTP binding. The coding region runs from base 75 to 2402 and encodes 775 amino acids.